AUGGUCGGCUGGGCGGCAUGUUGUCAUCCGCCGAGCGACGGCGGGAGGCGGCGGCGCAGGCCUCGGCGGGGCGUUUGGUUUCGGUUUGGCCUUGACUGGAAUUAGUGUUGACGGUCGAAAUGGGAGUCCCCAAGUUUUACCGAUGGAUCUCGGAGCGGUAUCCCUGCCUCAGCGAAGUGGUGAAAGAGCAUCAGAUUCCUGAAUUUGAUAAUUUGUACCUGGAUAUGAAUGGAAUUAUACACCAAUGUUCCCAUCCUAAUGAUGAUGAUGUUCACUUCAGAAUUUCAGAUGAUAAAAUCUUUACUGAUAUUUUUCACUACUUAGAGGUGUUGUUUCGCAUUAUUAAACCUAGGAAAGUAUUCUUUAUGGCAGUUGAUGGUGUGGCUCCUCGAGCGAAAAUGAACCAGCAGCGUGGGAGACGCUUUAGAUCAGCAAAGGAAGCGGAAGACAAAAUUAAAAAGGCAAUAGAAAAAGGAGAAACUCUUCCUACAGAGGCCAGAUUUGAUUCCAACUGCAUUACACCAGGGACUGAAUUCAUGGCCAGAUUACAUGAACAUCUGAAGUAUUUUGUAAAUAUGAAAAUUUCUACAGACAAGUCAUGGCAAGGAGUUACCAUCUACUUCUCAGGCCAUGAGACUCCUGGAGAAGGAGAGCAUAAAAUCAUGGAAUUUAUUAGAUCUGAGAAAGCAAAGCCAGAUCAUGAUCCAAACACCAGACAUUGUCUUUAUGGGUUAGAUGCUGACUUGAUUAUGCUUGGAUUAACAAGUCAUGAGGCACAUUUUUCUCUUCUAAGAGAAGAGGUUCGGUUUGGUGGCAAAAAGACACAAAGAGUAUGUGCACCAGAAGAAACCACAUUUCACCUCCUACACUUAUCUUUAAUGAGAGAGUAUAUUGACUAUGAGUUUUCAGUAUUAAAAGACAAGAUCACAUUUAAAUAUGAUAUUGAAAGGAUAAUAGAUGAUUGGAUUUUGAUGGGAUUUCUUGUGGGCAAUGAUUUUAUCCCUCACCUACCUCAUUUACAUAUUAAUCAUGAUGCACUGCCUCUUCUGUAUGGAACAUAUAUUACCAUCCUGCCAGAACUUGGAGGUUAUAUUAAUGAAAGUGGGCAUCUCAACUUACCUCGAUUUGAGAAGUACCUUGUGAAACUAUCAAAUUUUGAUCGAGAGCAUUUCAGUGAAGUUUUUGUGGACCUGAAGUGGUUUGAAAGCAAAGUUGGUAACAAGUACCUCAAUGAAGCAGCAGGUAUUGCAGCAGAAGAGGCCAAGAGCUACAAGGAAAAGAAAAAAUCAAAGGGCCAGGAAAACUUAUGUUGGGCUGCUUUAGACAAAAGUGGAGAAGUGGGAACUUCUAAGGAUAAUUUAGAAGAUGAGACCGAAGAUGAUGACCUAUUUGAAACAGAGUUUAGACAAUAUAAAAGAACAUAUUACAUGACAAAGAUGGGAGUUGAUGUAGUGUCUGAUGACUUUUUGGCUGACCAAGCUGCAUGUUAUGUUCAGGCAAUACAGUGGAUUUUACACUAUUAUUAUCAUGGAGUUCAGUCCUGGAGCUGGUUUUAUCCCUAUCAUUAUGCACCGUUCUUAUCAGAUAUCCGCAACAUCAGUACACUCAAACUCCAUUUUGAACUAGGAAAACCUUUUAAGCCAUUUGAACAACUUCUUGCUGUCCUUCCAGCAGCCAGCAAAAGUUUACUUCCUACAUGCUACCAGCAUUUGAUGACCAGUGAAGACUCACCAAUUAUAGAAUACUAUCCACCGGAUUUUAAAACUGACCUAAAUGGAAAACAACAGGAAUGGGAAGCUGUGGUAUUAAUACCUUUUAUUGAUGAGAAGCGAUUAUUGGAAGCUAUGGAAGCAUGUAACCACUCCCUCAAAAAAGAGGAGAAGAAAAGAAACCAACAUAGUGAGUGCCUAAUGUGUUGGUAUGAUAGAGACACAGCAUUUACCUACCCCUCUCCAUGGCCAGAAAAGUUCCCUGCCAUAGAACAUUGUUGCACAAGGUAUAAAAUAAUAUCGUUAGAUGCUUGGCGUGUAGAUAUAAGCAAGAACAAAAUAACCAGGGUUGACCAGAAAGCAUUAUAUUUCUGUGGAUUUCCUACUCUGAAACACAUCAGACACAAAUUUUUUUUGAAGAAAAGUGGGGUUCAAGUAUUCCAGCAAAGCAGUCGUGGAGAAAACAUGAUGUUGGAAAUCUUAGUGAAUAUAGAUUCAGAUGAACUUAGUAUUGAAAAUGUGGCUUCAUCAGUGCUUGGAAAAUCUGUCUUUGUUAACUGGCCUCAUCUUGAAGAAGCUAGAGUCGUUGGAGUAUCAGAUGGAGAAACUAAGUUUUACUUGGAAGAACCUCCAGGAACACAGAAGCUUUAUUUGGGAAGAGCUGCCCCACCAUCCAAAGUGGUCCACCUUGGAGAUAAGGAACAAACAAGCUGGACAAAAGAAGUGCAAGGAAUCUCAGAACACUACAUGAGAAGAAAAGGAAUAAUAAUUAAUGAAACAUCUGCUGUUGUAUAUGCUCAGUUACUCACAGGUCAUAAAUAUCAAAUAAGUCAAAAUGGUGAAGUUCGUCUAGAGAAACAGUGGUCAAAACAAGUACUUCCUUUUGUUUAUCAAACUAUUGUCAAGGAUAUCCGUGCUUUCGAUUCCCGUUUCUCCAGUAUCAAAACAUUGGAAGACUUGUUUCCUCCUAGAAGUAUGGUCUUUAUGCUUGGGACACCCUAUUAUGGCUGCACUGGAGAAGUUCAGGAUUCAGGGGAUGUGAUUACAGAAGGUAGGAUUCGUGUGGUUUUCAGCAUUCCAUAUGAACCCACUCUUGAUGCUUUAAUACAGAACCAGCAUAAAUAUUCUAUAAAGUACAACCCAGGAUAUGUAUUGGCCAGUCGCCUUGGAGUGAGUGGAUACCUUGUUUCAAGGUUUACAGGAAGUAUUUUUAUUGGAAGAGGAUCUAGGAGAAACCCUCAUGGAGACCAUAAAGCAAAUGUGGGUUUGAAUCUCAAAUUCAACAAAAAAAAUGAGGAGGUUCCUGGAUACACUAAGAAAGUUGGAAGUGAAUGGAUGUAUUCAUCUGCUGCAGAACAGCUUCUUGCAGAGUAUUUAGAGAGAGCUCCAGAACUGUUUAUUUAUAUAGCCAAAAAUAGCCAAGAAGAUGUGUUCUAUGAAGAUGACAUUUGGCCUGGAGAAAAUGAGAAUGGUGCUGAAAAAGUUCAAGAAAUUAUUACUUGGCUAAAGGGACAUCCUGUCAGUACUUUGUCUCGUUCUUCUUGUGAUUUACAAAUUCUGGAUGCAGCUAUUGUUGAGAAAAUUGAGGAAGAAGUUGAAAAAUGCAAGCAAAAAAAGAAUAAUAAGAAGGUACGAGUAACAGUGAAACCCCAUUUGCUGUACAGACCUUUAGAACAGCAACAUGGAGUCAUUCCUGAUCGUGAUGCAGAAUUUCGUCUCUUUGACCGUGUUGUAAAUGUGAGAGAGAAUUUUUCAGUUCCAGUUGGCCUUCGAGGCACCAUAAUAGGAAUUAAAGGGGCUACUAGAGAAGCUGACAUACUAUUUGAAGUAUUAUUUGAUGAAGAAUUUCCUGGAGGCUUAACAAUAAGGUGCUCACCUGGUAGAGGUUAUCGACUGCCAACAAGUGCCUUGGUGAAUCUUUCUCAUGGGAGUCGCUCUGAAACUGGCAAUCAGAAGUUGACAGCCAUUGUGAAACCACAACCAGCAGUGAAUCAUUCUUGCUUAAGUUCAUCGGUUACUUCUGGACAUUUGGGAGGCCUCAAUCAUUCCCCUCAGUCACUUUUUGUUCCUACUCAGGUACCCCCUAAAGAUGAUGAUGAAUUUUGUAACAUUUGGCAGUCCUUACAGGGAUCUGGAAAGGCUCAGCAUUUUCAACCAACUCUGCAAGAGAAGGGUACAGUUCUAUCUCAAGAAACAAGUCAAGUAACUCAGCAUCAUAAAUCUGGCUUUCAGGACAACAGUGUUAAAUGUCAGCAAAGAAAACAUGAAUCUCACAAAAAAUUUAAAGAAGAGUGCAAGAGUCCCAGAACUGACAGUCAGUCACAAAAAAUGUCAAAUAAGCAGAUGUUUGGAGGGUCUGCCAAAGGAAAUAUUAAGCUGCUGAAGAGAAAUGAAAAUGCGGAAGUCUCAGAAAACCAAAAGUUUGUGACUGGUUAUCCAAGUAAUGAUGAUAAGCCUAAGCCUGGAAUUGAGAACUUUUUAGCAUCCUUGAAUAUUUCCAAAGAAAAUGAAGUACCAUCAUCUCAUCAUGAAGAGCCUCCAAGUGAAGAACAUUUGUCACCACAGUCAUUUGCUAUGAAGGGAACGCGAAUGCUUAAAGAAAUUCUGAAAAUUGACAGCUCUGAUACUGUGGACCAUAAGAAUGAAGUGAAACAAUUUGGUAAUGAAGUCUCUAGUUGCUCUGCUAGAAGAGAUGAAUAUUGCUCCUCCUCCCAAUCUAAACAAAACAAGAAAUUAACAUCUUAUAUUAAUAAGCCUCACAGUGCUAGUGAGUACCAUAAUGUUCAGUCUGUGGACAAUGUGUGCUGGCCUGCUCCCAGCCAGAUCCCUCCUGUGUCUACACCAGUAACUGAACUUUCUCGAAUUUGUUCCCUUGUUGGAAUGCUGCAACCAGAUUUCUCCUUUCUUAGAACAGCACAGACAAUGACAGUUUGCCAGGUGAAAUUAUCAAAUGGUUUACUGGUACAUGGACCACAGUGCCAUUCUGAAAGUGAAGCCAAGGAAAAAGCUGCACUUUUUGCUUUACAACAAUUGGGAUCCUUAGGAGUGAAUUUCCCUUUGCCUCCACCAAUAUUCCCAAAUUAUCCUCCUACUGUACCUCCUGGAACAAUUCCUCCAGUUUUUCCCCAACCUACUGGCUGGGAUCACUAUGGAAGCAACUUAGCAUUGGGGGCAGCUAAUAUAAUGCCUUCAUCAUCUCAUCUCUUUGGUUCAAUGCCCUGGGGACCACCAGUGCCAGUUCCUGCAAAGCCCUUCCAUCAUACUUCAUAUUCUGGGAGCCUGCCCAUGUCUGGGGCAGUGCCAGGUGGCAUGCACAAUCAGUUUAUACCACUACAGGUUACUAAAAAAAGAGUUGCAAGCAAAAAGAACUUGGAGAAUAAGGAGGCCCAGAGUUCUCAAGCCACCCCACUUAAAAUGAGUGAGCCAGGGUCAUCUUCUGAUGCUGCCAAAGCAACUCCACAGGAGAGUUCAUCCUCCUUAAAGUCUCCGCAGAUUAUUCCACCUGCAUCAUCUUCUCAAGUUGAAGCUGCCUCUCAAGGCCAGAGUGUGUCUCAUCAUAAGUCAACACCAAGCUCUUCUUCAAGAAGAAAAUCAAGAAAACUGGCUGUCAAUUUUGGCGCUUCUAAACCUUCUGAAUAAAUUUGGUACUUGGAAUUAAAUUAAUUUAUUUCCUUUACUACCUGGAAUUAAAUUAAUUUAUUUCCUGUCCCACUCACCUUUUU
This is a messenger RNA of Condylura cristata (star-nosed mole), 5431 nucleotides long. RefSeq names its product 5'-3' exoribonuclease 1 (gene XRN1). The record is from RefSeq and is a predicted model, not a curated record. Bases 120 to 5348 code for a protein of 1742 amino acids. The transcript has 43 exons. NCBI's taxonomy places the organism in Eukaryota, Metazoa, Chordata, Mammalia, Eulipotyphla, Talpidae. Gene Ontology annotation, cellular component: nucleus. Gene Ontology annotation, molecular function: RNA binding; 5'-3' RNA exonuclease activity. Gene Ontology annotation, biological process: rRNA catabolic process; nuclear-transcribed mRNA catabolic process.